Molecule: messenger RNA, 243 nt
Organism: Colletotrichum truncatum
Lineage: Eukaryota; Fungi; Ascomycota; Sordariomycetes; Glomerellales; Glomerellaceae
Source: RefSeq, a predicted model, not a curated record
AUGAUAUAUAAGUCACUAUCCCAACAACAACAACAAUGCCUGCUCCUCUUGUCCCCGCCUCCGCCGUUGCAGCUCUUGCGGACCCUUCGAAGAUGUGUCGCUGUGACCCGCAGCCGGCCUCAGCGAGCGCAUACUGCUCAAAGUGCCUGCUUCCCAAGGCACCUGCUUCUGCAACGGGCUCUAAGUGACCAUAUCCAUAGAGUCCUCUCAGGUACUACAAUACAUUGUUUCGGAUCAGCCUAG